AUGAAGGUUUUAAAAAUUGUUCGCUCAGACCAAGGAAAAGAUUGUGUCAGGUUUUUUGAAAUAGAUGACAACUGUUCAGCAACAGAAUUUUAUACAGCACUACAAAAUGUGUUUGGUAAUGCUUCAACUCUGCUCUAUGCUCCAGUUCUUUGUGACUCACAUGGGAACAAGAUGAAUUUCAAAAAACUAGACGGCUCAAUGACCUAUUUCUUAACUUUUGAGAAAAAAGAUCCUACAAAUAGAAUAGAAAUUGGGACAAGGGAUGGAGUAAUUUCUUUACAUUCAAGCAAUUUAAAAGUAUUUUUGCCAGAUGAAUAUUUGUUAAAAAAGAUCAAGGCUUUACAAGAAAAAGCAAAGCUGAAACUAGGAGACUUGGCUAUAAGGCAAGAGCAUAAUAUGGCGAUUUUGAACCAAAGCUUAAAUAAAGUCCAUACCGUGCUAGGAAGUCAGUCAUUAAGACUAAUCGAGUAUGGCAGUGGGAUCGGCAAUAUCAUAUCGAAAAUGGACUAUCUUGGCCCUCAUCUAAAAAGCCUUGCAGGUCAGCUUAGGGAAAUUUCACAAGAAUUAAGAAUGGUGUACGCUUAUAAGCCACCUCCAGGAUUAGAACCUAGAGUGCCUAGGAAUUUUCGAAAUUACAAUUCUGCUGACCCUCUGCAUCAGAGUUACUUGAAAAAGCCAUUUAAUAUAGUUUUAAAAGACCUGCCUAUGAAUGAACUCAGCCCAAACGAGCUUAAGCGGUUUUUAAAGUUUAAUAGUAUGCUAAUACAAGAAGAUGAGAGUCAAGCCCCAUCUCAAAACACACCUAGGAAGCAGCAAAUAGUUCAGCUGUCAGCAAGACCUAAAAAGGAGACCAUUUCAAGGGCUGAGCCAAUAAAAGUGAUGAUUCAUAAAGAAUGAAGCAUGGGAAUGGGAUAUAUAAAAAUUAUAGGGAAUAUGCUGAAAGUUGCACGAACGCCGAGCUUUGAAAAUUGUGAGUCAUAUGAUUUAACACAAGUUAUUAAUGUUGAUAAGGCAAUUGAUAUUUCUCAUAUGGCAAUAGAGCUUACUUUUAAGGCAGAAUCGUUUUCGCUUGAGUUUAUGGAUGGGGAUGCUUUUAAUUAUUGAUAUAUAGUUUUUUUAAUUAAAUUAGUCCUGAGUUUGGUAUUAAUGGUAUAUAAUAGUUAAUAAAAUAGGGCUCAGGCAGUAAAAAAAUUGUCGUGAAAUUUCCAUUGAGUGUAGGCUAUUAAAAAUGUAA
Molecule: messenger RNA, 1234 nt
Organism: Blepharisma stoltei
Lineage: Eukaryota; Ciliophora; Heterotrichea; Heterotrichida; Blepharismidae
Source: the annotation of a GenBank genome assembly